Molecule: messenger RNA, 2519 nt
Organism: Pleuronectes platessa (European plaice)
Lineage: Eukaryota; Metazoa; Chordata; Actinopteri; Pleuronectiformes; Pleuronectidae
Gene: nus1
Product: NUS1 dehydrodolichyl diphosphate synthase subunit
Exons: 5
Coding region: 167-1042 (291 amino acids)
Cellular component (GO): endoplasmic reticulum membrane; dehydrodolichyl diphosphate synthase complex
Molecular function (GO): ditrans,polycis-polyprenyl diphosphate synthase [(2E,6E)-farnesyl diphosphate specific] activity
Source: RefSeq, a predicted model, not a curated record
CUCUGGAGGUUCACAGGUCAGGGGUUGCUAAGGCGAGGGGAAGAUGGCGGAAGGCGGAGCGAAGAGCUGCCGCCGCUGAAUCAGAUUUAACAGGCAGGUAAAGAGAUUUACCAGCACAUUUGAUCGCUGUCAAGUCAGUCUUCACCCUGAAGGAAUAGAGACGCUGAUGGCGCUGCUGUACGGCCUGUUAUGGCGGUUCUUGCUGGUGCUGGUCCACGUCAACAGAGCCCUCGUCUCCUGGAUCCGUGUCCGGCUUCGGAGCUGGAAGGGCCGACUGUGGGAGCGGGCUAUGACCGCGAUGCUGCUGCCGCUAGCCCUGGCUGGCUUCCCGGACCACCAGAAGAAGUUAAAUCGCAACCCCGGUGCUAACGCUAACCCGGUAACUGAAAACUACGCUGUCAGUCGCCGGUCCCGGUGUCUGUCCGAUGGCAGGUCCUUGGAGAAGCUGCCGGUCCACAUCGGCCUGUUGGUAGCCGAAGAGGAGCCCAGCUACACGGACAUAGCCAACCUGGUGGUGUGGUGUAUGGCCGUUGGUAUUUCUAAUGUCAGCGUCUAUGACAAUCACGGUAUUCUCCGAAAAAAUGAUUCUCGUCUGCUUGAGGAGAUAGUGAGGAAGCAGCAGGAUUUUCUGGGUGGAGAUGGAUCCAAAUACAAUGUGGAGUUCCUGAGCAAUGGUACUGACAAACACCAACAUCAUGUGGUGUCCUGCAGGCCUACUGUGAAGGUGUUGUCUCCAGAGGAUGGAAAGCAGAGGAUCGUGAAAGUAGCGCAGCAGCUCUGUCGCUCUGUGGAGAACAAAGAGAGGAGCUCCAGAGACAUCAGUGUCACCAUGCUGGACAUGAUGCUCAGAGAGUCAAAGAAUAUUCCAGAACCUGAGCUGGUGGUGAAGUUUGGUCCAGUGGAGAGCACACUGGGCUUCCUCCCCUGGCACAUCAGACUCACUGAAUUCAUCUCCCUGCCCUCUCACAGAAAUGUGUCCUAUGAGGACUUGUUGGGUGCCCUGCAGCGGUACUGCGAUUGUCAGCAGCGGCUCGGCCAGUGACACUCAGGCCAGGAAGUGUGGGGUGCACACAGUCAGGGGAGGGUGUGGUAAAUCUUCCACAGCUCGCUGUGUUCCUCACUGCUCCUCUCCCACAAUCCGUGUGUCUCUUGGAUCUCUAACAGACUAAGAUUGCUCUAAAACGAGGAAGUUGGGAGAGCCAGCCAGCUCACUUCCUGCCACCAGCUCUUGUCACUUAAUACACUUGCAUCCACAGGACUUGUGGAACAUGUUUCCCAAACUGACAUAAGAGAGACAUUGACAUUAGAAGAAUAUCUGCACAGACUCUGUGUUCCACAAACCCUGUUCUGUCCUCUGGCUCACUGUUUCACUGUUCAGUGUCCAGCUGCUGUUUACUGCUGAAGACCCAGAACAUGACUUGCCUUCACUCAACAGACAACAAAGAAGAAACUAGGCUUUGUGUUAGUCCUUGUGCGGCAUCCUGGGGAAUACAGUUGCAUUUUUUGGGAGAGGCUCAACUGCUAACACCAUGUGAGCUGAGCAGAAGAAGUUGACCUUAGGGACAGAGAGUAAAUAAUCUGUAAAUAUGAGAAAUUAUGUGGCUCUGUGUUUGUCCCUCUGGCCUCCAGCUUACAGUUGUGUGAUCAUGUGCAGUGUUGCUUGAGACACAUUCAGAGGUUUGUUCGACUGACCAAGCUCUGAAAUAAAGAAAAACACUGUCUGACUGUGUAUGUGUCUGCCGACGGUUCCUACUUUUAAAGGACAGUUCCAUGACAAUAUAAUCUCAGCUCCCGCUAAUAGUUACUAAUCCUCACUUAUCUGCCUUAACUGAAUUGUCACUUAUCACAUUUGACAACUUGAUUAUCUCCAUCUGCAAUACAGUCCAUGAGAAGAUGUCCAAUGAAUAAUGAAAUUACAAAAAAUAAGUAAGUUGAAUUUAAUUCAAGAUUAUUUUGUCAAACGUUUGUCUUGAGCAAGCUUUCAUAAUCUGUAUGGGUCGUACUGUAACUCUGACAAACAUUUGAUUUUUUUUAUUGUAAAUUUUAAUAACUUGUUAUUCACGGCACUUAAACAACUGAGUUCUCUAGGUCAAUAUAACACUGCCCCUUUGGGCAAAUAUAAAUAACAGAAAAUGCCAUUGGUCUCGGCUAAUAAAAGUUUGGAAACUGCUUGUUGCAAGGUUACACUGACAAAUCUGUUCUACAUAUACUGUAUCAGCUUCCUCAGUCAUAGUCCUUCAUACAAUCACCAUUACUCUCAAUAAAUCUAACUGGUUCUCCUUGGAGUAAUGUUAGGUCACAUCACAGUCAGGUGACAACAUCAAGGCAAAAUAAAAGAUGUCAAGUAGUCAGAGAAAUGAAAAGUGACUGUGUUUGAUUGUUAAAGAAUGUUUCUCUGAGAUCAAUCUUAUGUGCAUUCUCUUUUCUCCAGACACGAGUUUGGUCAAGUUUUGUUCUGAUCUGUAGAAUGGAAGUACUGUGGUUCCACUCUUGAGCCACAUUAAAACAGCUGAGCCAUC